Molecule: messenger RNA, 2794 nt
Organism: Ochlerotatus camptorhynchus
Lineage: Eukaryota; Metazoa; Arthropoda; Insecta; Diptera; Culicidae
Exons: 4
Coding region: 509-2491 (660 amino acids)
Biological process (GO): negative regulation of Notch signaling pathway; positive regulation of neuron differentiation
Cellular component (GO): nucleus
Molecular function (GO): transcription corepressor activity; DNA binding
Source: RefSeq, a predicted model, not a curated record
AUUUUGUAUAGUUUUCUAAAAGUAGUGAUUAUGGUUUGAAGUUUAAAGUUAGAGUUGUGAUUAGCUUUUAACGAAUAAGUCGUUUGGAAGACUUUUCGUAGACUAUUCAACGAAGGCUGAAACUCGUGUUUGUGUAGUUGUGCCGAACUGGAUCCAUGUACCUAUACUGUCGUGCGGUGUCUGGCGUUUGGCGGUUUUUAUCCUGCUUUUUCAUUCAUUCAAAGUUGUACCUGCAGGAAGGAUCACCGCACUGAAUUCCAGAAACACGAACAAAGCAUCUUCUAAGGUAGAAAUUUGAGACUAUUUGUACCUGAUCGAGAAUACUUAUUAGUGUUCUUGACGAGCAGUGUCCAGUUAGUUCCCAUGCAGUUUGAUACGUGAGCCUUUGAUUGGUUCGAGAGAUUCUAUUGGAUUCCGAAGGAUCGUGUAAGUGGGCAGAAGUGUGGAGAAGGGGCGAGGAAUCCCAUUGCCUGAGAAUCAGUCAGAGAAACAGCUGGUACAUUCCAGUAUGGCAACGGUACAGACGGCCAAGGUGGCAUUGCAGUACGGUCAACGUUUCCUGCCAGCCGAUGGUUCUGCGGGAGUAAUUACAGUGGCCCCAGUUCAAGCCGAUGAUCAAUUUACUAAAGUCACCCACCAACACCAGCAGCAACAGUAUACGCCAAUGUCUGUUUCGAAAGAUCCUAUAAUUUUAAACCAUGUGCUAACUAACACCGGAUCAACUGCGGUGAGUCCUACUUUGUCCACUGUGGUGACACACAUGCAACAGCCACAGCAGCCAGUUCAUGAACAGGUACAUCAAAUGCAACCACCGCCGAUCAAGAUGUGGCUUCUGGUGGAAUGGGAGGCACCGGCUGGGGAGCCGAACACCUACUCUGUGAUCGACUCUUCUGAUCUGAUACUCCAUAGUCAAUCUGGAAACUCCCGAGAGACGAUCCACACCGGAAAGACGAUAUUUGUGAGACGAGGCAAGAGGGUGCAACAGGCGACGGUGGUUAUCAUAUCCGACGAUAAACAAUUCAUCGAUACCGAGGCUAGGCAAUUGCGCAAGAUGGCAUCCGACAAUCAUUAUCGAAAAAUAAUCACUUCCCAGGAGCAGCAAUACAAUGCAACUACAAAUCAAGAGCAACAGCCGAAACGUCGUCGUGUUGAAUCUGCCGUGACGGAUUCGGAAGAACUGGAACCAGCCAGUCCCGAGUUUGAACCCAUGCCGAUACAGUCGCAGAUAGCUACCGCCAAUUGGGUGAACAACUGCAAAACGGAGCGGAUAAUCUCCCCGUCGCCCUCCGUGGUUUCUGUGCAGGUUACCAACCCCGGAUCGUUUGCUAAACCCCCGCCGAUGACGUUCGACCAACAAACGCAAACCGACACCAGGUUCUUCCCUCAGGAUGGCAACCGUUCGAGCCCACCGGAAUUUACUAAGAUCCUGUCCCUGCUGGAAACAAUCCUUGCGGAACAGAAAACUAUCCGGAUGGAGACCGAAUACAAUAGGAAACUGACGUACGACAUGAUGGAACAGCAGAGUAAAUUUUCGGAAACCCUGAAACAGAUGGUGGCCAAAGUGGAUUCCGUUCACAAGUACGAAAUUACCGAAGUCGUAAAAAACCCGGAAGAAAAUGUUUCCAGCUACGUCGUACUCGGUACGGGUGGUGACGAAAGUCGAGAUAGGGUAUCGAGUGUGGCCGAAUCCGUAGCUCAGAAACCAACCAUUUCCAACGAUAGUACCCACCUGAUAAUGGACCACAUAAGUGUUCAAGACGAGAGUAACAUGUCGUUCAGUCAGAGUAAAUUCACAAUCCACGAGGAAAGUUCAGUCAAUUCAGUAACAUCCACACCAAAGAAUCUCAAUUUUACCAACAAACUGUCCUCCUCGGCCCUGAGUCUCAGCAAUGUCAGCAUUCAGUCCCACGUGAGUACCCCAUCCAUCAUCAAUAAAGGGGCAGCCAUAAACGAAAUGCUGAAAGAGUGGAUCGAUGAAGAAGAUGGCGACGAUACGGAAGUGACCUCAAUCGGACCCAACAAUACCCUGGUGAAGAAGCAAGUUCUACGUGCAAUCAAUUGGACCAACUACAAAGCCGCUACCCGGAAACUGCUCAUGACCCUGUUCUCGCGAGAAGUACUAGCAUCGCACACCCUUACCGGUCGGCCGUCACCUGCUUUCAUGGGAGAUCGUGCCAAACCGGUCAAAGACAAGUUGGACCAGAAGAUCAUUGCCGACAUCAUUGCCAUCGUGUCGAAAACCUGCAACGUGUCGGAACCGAUGGUCCGGACGGCCAUUACAACCAAAUGUGCCGACGAGAACAAGAUGAGCCGGAUGAAGCACAACAAGGGAGGAACUCAAACGACGAUGCCGCAGUUCGUGCAGGAUACCGAUUCGGGUUGUGUUGAUGCAGGAGCUGGUGGUGGCAGCGGUGACCAUGGGGAACAAACCCAGACGACUUCACCGUACCCUCGAAGAAUCAAGCGGGAAAAUAAGGAAAAUGUGCAUUGAUUGGGAGGGGGAGGAGUAGAUACUGUUGCCAAAAUGAUUAUUUUUCAAAAGUUUUUUUUUUUAUUCAUUUGCCAUUGUUGAGGCUGCCAUCAUUUUUGUACCAAUUUUAUGUGUUUCCAUCCGUGACAAUGUUUUUUUAUGUGUUGAUUUUACUGAACAAAGGCAGGUAUUUCUGUUAAGCUGAGGGAAAAAAAGACAAAUAGCACCUUUUAAGCGCCGAUGUACAAAAUUUAUGUUUUAGUAAACGACAAUAGCGAUAAGUUAAUAUGUUUAAAAAAUGAAAACAUUUUAUAUAAUCUAUUA